This is a messenger RNA of Neodiprion fabricii, 1020 nucleotides long. RefSeq lists its product as uncharacterized. The transcript has a single exon. The record is from RefSeq and is a predicted model, not a curated record. NCBI's taxonomy places the organism in Eukaryota, Metazoa, Arthropoda, Insecta, Hymenoptera, Diprionidae. The coding region runs from base 1 to 1020 and encodes 339 amino acids.
AUGCAACGAUGCUGGAAAGCAAAAACUACAUGGGACGAGUCCGUACCCAGCGCGUUAGAUUCCGCGUGGCGAUCGUUCGCGGAACAACUGUCAUUAAUCGACAAUUUAAAGAUUGACCGAUACGUUUCCACAAAUAACCCAAACGAUAUCCAGAUUCACGGAUUUUGCGACGCGAGUCAGACGGGUUACGGAGCUUGUAUAUACGUGCGCUCUCGCGAGCAGGCCGGCGAAAUUCGCGUAAGACUUUUCUGUUCAAAGGGACGGGUGGCUCCACUAAAAGAUCAAACCAUCCCUCGACUCGAACUCUGCGGCGCUUUGACACUUGCUCGCUUAUAUCGCGAAGUCCUCGAGGUGACGAGCUUUCACGUGUACAGGACAAUUUUCUGGUCAGACUCAACAAUAGUUUUACUAUGGCUAAAUAAACAUCCGAGCAUCCUAAAGGUGUUUGAAGCACAUCGCGUCGCAGAGAUACAGGAGGUCAGUGAAGGCGCGGAGUGGCGGCACAUCCGGACUGAUCAGAAUCCGGCAGACGCGUUGUCGCGAGGUCAAUUUCCACGGGAAUUUUUAAAUAUCUACUCGUGGUUUCGGGGGCCUGCGUGGCUAGCUCAGCCCGAAUCCGUUUGGCCGCAAGUUGCGGUAACGCCUCAGAAGGAUUUACCGGGGAUUAAAAAAUUAUUGUGCAUGUUCUCGCAAUCACAAUCGGAAGAAAUUUUCAAAAAUUUCUCGUCAUACACACGAUUGAUUCGUGUCGUCGCGUACUGCUUACGUUUCUCACCCAACAAUAAUGUCAAGGGCGCUUUAACAAUCAAGGAAAUUGAGGAGGCCGAGUAUCGCGUUAUUCGAUUAAUGCAACAAGCGCACUUUCAAGACGAAAUCGAUCGUCUUUUAUCCGAAGAAAGGGUGAAAUGCGCAAAACUUGGAUCUCUGAAUCCGCGGGUCGACGAGAGAGGCUUGAUUCGCGUCGGUGGUCGUAUAAAUGUAGGAGUAAAGAAUAUUCUCUAUGUUAAGUUUAUAUUUUAA